Molecule: messenger RNA, 2621 nt
Organism: Triticum dicoccoides
Lineage: Eukaryota; Viridiplantae; Streptophyta; Magnoliopsida; Poales; Poaceae
Exons: 4
Coding region: 1-966 (321 amino acids)
Source: RefSeq, a predicted model, not a curated record
AUGAGGCGUGCCGAUUGGGUGAGAACGCUAGCCUCCAUCCCCUCCCUCCCUUCUCCCCCUCGCGCCGCCUCCUCCAUUCUCUCCCGUCGCUGCUGCUCCCCCUCGCGCCGCCUCUCUCAUCCUCUCCCGUCGCUGCUGCUCUCCCUCGCGCCGCCCCCAGCCUCCUCACCUGGACACGGCGACCAUGAGCGCCAGCGAGAGGAGGAAGGCUGGCGGCUGGGCGCUGCCGUACGAGGGGCCCGGCGGCCACCUUUGCGCGUGGGACGCCCUGCGCCGUCACCACCGACGCCGGGGCCACCUCUGCGCAUGGGACGCCCUGCGCCGUCACCACAGACGCCGGGGCAAAAAGGACACGGCCGUCCUCUCCCUGCGCGCGCUCCCGCCCUCUCCGCCCGCGGCGCCGCCGUCCUCCUCCGGCGCUUCCUCCUCGUCGGCUCCUUCUCGCAGCCCUCGCCUCCCGCACGCCGCCAUCUCCCGGCCGUCCUCGACCACGUCCUCUGGCGCCGGCCGCUUCACCGAGCUCCCCCGCCAGCAGAUCGACGCCGCCGGGCCCGUCCACCCCGUCUCGCCGGCGCCCAGCUCAUCCCCGGCCUCCGGCUCACCUCCGCCCACGUCUCCAUCGCGGCUGAUGGGAGAAGGGUCAAUCGCCGGUGUCGGCCUGCGCCGGCGAGGUCGAACGAGACCUGGCGGUUGGCGGCAGCUCGAUCCACUCCUCCAUCGGGAGCUGCGAGCACGCUGGGGCUCAGGCGCGAUGCAUGGGAUGCUGCGCUCUGCCUCUUCCUCGCUCAGCAAGAGGAGCAUGUGCAGCGCGUGGUGCGGCAGACGGCGGUGUGGUGGGCGGACGGUGGCCUCAGCGGCUGGGCAAAAACAGCUGCACCUGGUGCUCUACCGCACGUGAACUGUCAAGUUGCUGCAACUGGUGGUGCUAUCCCUGGAUUUGGUGAGGGAAUGGAUGGAGGAGCAUGAGGAGAGGGAUCUCACCAUCAGCGGGCUCGCCAAGUACUUGCCUUGAAGAUGGUAAGUCUGACGGAACCAGCCCCUGAUUUUGAUUCUCGUUCCUUCCAUACUAUCCAUAAAAAGAUAUCCAAUUAUGUUAACUCCGGCAAUGUUAAACUGGUUGUUUCCUUCUUCUGAUUCCACCGACUGAAACAACCAGUCGCAAAAAGAAAAAAAAAGUGUUUGAUUAUCAUCAAGGUUUCUGCAAUCGCAGUGGUUGGUUCGAACUUGUUUGGUCCAUUGAGCAGCAUGAUACUUAGUUCGAUGAGGAGGGCCACCCAUCUGUAGUGGAGGUGGCGUGUUUGUGAUGUCUCCUCAUACCGCAACGCAUUUCCGCCUCAGCAGGAGGGGUUCAAGGGCAAUUAUCAAGUGAUAGGAAACAACUUUUCAGGGUGAUUAGUACUUCAUUCUGAUUCAGCUGAAUGGUCCAGAGGUUCAUUCAUUUCUGUUACUAGCUUACAUGUUGAACAUCCAUAGUUUUUUUGUUCUUUUUAUUCGGUUCAAGUAGUCAUUCCUUGGUUUUACUCUGUAUGAAAACCAUUUGCACAGAAAUUAACAAUAUAAUAUAUGCUUAUUAUCAGUUCAGUGCUAAUAUUGUAAGACUAUAGUAUAGUUAAGCUUACUGUGUUGGGAAAUUUCUGUUUGUUUUUUGCAGCUUCAACAUGCCCUAAAGUUUUGGGAUUUUUGCAAUGCAUCUCAUGGAAUUAAAUAAUUGUGAGCAGUAUGACAUGCAUCUAGGUUGUUUACCUCACUGGAUAGAGUUUCUGUGAGCACUUUGCAAAGAAUCUUGGAUGCUGCCACCGCCAUGGUCUUGGCUUUGGAGCUAGAUUAGUGAUGCCUUACCAAUAUGGAUGCUACCGCCGAGCCUGAGGGUUUGGGCCAGUCCUCUCUGAUGCCAGUUCAGAUGUUUUUGAUUAUUUGCUCCUUAUCGGACCACUCAAGUGGGUUCAGGCUCAAGGCACCGUCUUUGUUCUGUUGCAAUAUUCAUUUGGAUCUCUCAAUUGUGAAGUACCAUCUUCUGCACUUUACUCUACUGGCACAAUGUUACUAAUUUGUGUUCUAUCUCAGUAUGCCAUUUAUCUGAAUUUUGUAUAGCUUGCAUAGUGCCUAGGUUCAUCAGCUAAUUCUGUUAUUUUUGUAGAUAUUCCAUAUUAUCAUUAGCAAGAUGAAGUCGCUCAAGUAUUGGCCACUACUAUUUGCAUUAGAUUCGCCUCAGAAUAUACCCUUUUCACUUGGAAGGAGGAAGUAGGUGUACUCAGUAAUGGUCAACUAUAAGCUAACGUAGAUGUUCUUUCAUUAACAAAGACAAAUGGCUUACUAUUGUCUAUAUUUCUAGAGCUUUGUUCCCAAUUGUCGUAUCUCAUUAUGUUUAUGAACUACUUGGCCAUAUUUCUUUACACUUUGUACUGAACUUGAUGCAAUAGAGUUCAAAUCAGUUGUCCUGAGCAAGCACCAUCCCUUGCUUUUGGUACACCUUUUGCCUUUAUGCUUUGCAGGAGCAGUAAAGUUGUAGGUCAGUUAUCUUGGGAACAACUAUACCUUGCUUUAGGUAUAUCCUUAAUCUAUAUGCUCUAUGCUGAACUCAGUUAUCCUUAGCAGCAGCUAUAUACCGUAUUUUUGGUGUA